Molecule: messenger RNA, 455 nt
Organism: Culex pipiens pallens (northern house mosquito)
Lineage: Eukaryota; Metazoa; Arthropoda; Insecta; Diptera; Culicidae
Gene: Tcs6
Product: EKC/KEOPS complex subunit LAGE3
Exons: 2
Coding region: 171-455 (94 amino acids)
Cellular component (GO): EKC/KEOPS complex
Source: RefSeq, a predicted model, not a curated record
GUGACAGGCUAAGACCACGGUUGGUCCAUCUCGCCAAUUCACCAAUUUAAUUAAUUGAAUCAAUCAAGUCUGCAGCUUCUCCGGUUUCACGCUCAGAUCAGAUUCGUGUCCGCAAACUUUAAUGUCCAUCCGGUAAUUUCCACGUGGAAAUCUGCCCAUAUUUCGUUAUCAUGUCCGCCAGCGGUCCCAUCGUCGCCUCGCUCAAGAUUCCGUUCCCGACGCGACGUGAAGCCGAAAUCGCCUACGACGUGCUGCGGGUGGACGCCGAACCAAAGCGCAGCUUCAUCGAGAAGACCCUCAAGCUCGAGGACAACCAGCUGCUGGUGGAGUUCCGCGGCGAGCAGGCCAAGAACGUGCGCGUCGGCGUCGGUUCCUUCUUCGAGUCGCUGAUUCUGUGCUGCGAGACGAUUGACCAGUUUGGACCGGCCACCUUGGAGCAGUACGAGCACUAUUAG